AUGGAGUAUGAGUUGGAUAAAGCUUUGAAAGACAUGUCGAUCGAGGAUGAUAAACCAAUCGUGCUAGCUAGAGGAAUAGCUUUAACAAAGGAUCAGUUUCAGUUCUUCUUUGAUUCAGAGUCCGAGUUAACUACGGUUCUAGAGACCGGUGCUUGGACUUUUAAUGAUUGGAGUAUUACAUUGGAGCGUUGGGUGGAGAAGCCGCCGGAUGAUUAUUUGAAAAUAAUUCCAAUUUGGAUCCGAUUACGCAACAUUCCGGUGAAUUUCAACACAGCUGAUACAAUUAAGGAAAUUGCUGCGCAUAUUGGGCAAGUUUCUCUUGUUGCCUUUGAUCCCUUGAAACCGUUGAGUAAGGGUUAUGUCAGGGUUAAAGUUCUUUUCGACGUAAACAAACCACUAAAGAACUUUAGAGAACUUCAGAUUCCAUCUGGAGAGGUGAUUAACAUUGGAGUGGAGUAUGAGAGGAUUCGCCGUCGUUGCUACCAGUGUCAACGAUUAACUCAUGACAGAGAGUGA
Molecule: messenger RNA, 516 nt
Organism: Capsella rubella
Lineage: Eukaryota; Viridiplantae; Streptophyta; Magnoliopsida; Brassicales; Brassicaceae
Exons: 2
Coding region: 1-516 (171 amino acids)
Source: RefSeq, a predicted model, not a curated record